Molecule: messenger RNA, 1302 nt
Organism: Gorilla gorilla gorilla (western lowland gorilla)
Lineage: Eukaryota; Metazoa; Chordata; Mammalia; Primates; Hominidae
Gene: SH2D6
Product: SH2 domain containing 6
Exons: 10
Coding region: 275-1168 (297 amino acids)
Biological process (GO): cell surface receptor protein tyrosine kinase signaling pathway; intracellular signal transduction
Cellular component (GO): cytoplasm
Source: RefSeq, a predicted model, not a curated record
AACGGAGGGAGGGAGGAAGAAGAGUGGGAAGGGAAGAGGAGGGGUGGUGUAACCAAGGCAACAGCAGGGGCCUGGCAUUCCCCUUCUGAGAUCCCAACACUUCUUCAGGCCAAGGGCGGGGGUGCUGGGAGAGCCCCGGCUGCCGCUGGCAUCCCACCCCCACUGCUCAGCUCCUCGGCCAGGUUGGGGCAGGGAAACUGCCCGCCUCCAGUUGCCAUGGAGACUGGGUUGUCAGGAAGCCAAUGAGCAAGGGGAGCGGGGGAAGGAGGAGGAAAUGGAGGCUGGUGGAGGGGAGGCGGGAGGAAAAUGGGAACCCACCUGGGAGGAACCCACCAACUCACAACACAUGCGAUCUUUUCCAGAUCACUCUGGCCCCCUGGGUCCAUCAAAGCCAUCGCCACCCCUGCCUCAGCCCACCAUGCUGAAGGGAGCAGUGAGCCUGCCGGUGCCCGGAAAGCAGGGACCUAUCUUUGGGAGGCGAGAGCAGGGUGCAUCGUCCAGAGUGGUGCCAGGCCCUCCAAAGAAACCUGAUGAGGACCUCUACUUGGAAUGUGAGCCCGAUCCAGUCCUGGCUUUGACUCAGACUCUCAGCUUCCAAGUCCUGAUGCCCUCAGGCCCUCUGCCCAGGACAUCAAUGAUGCCCAGGCCUACCACAGCCCCCCAGGAAACUCGGAAUGGAGCAGCAGAUGCCGCCUCUAAAGAAGGAAGGAAAUCGUCUGUUCCCUCUGUAGCCCCCACUGGGAGCGCCUCAGCUGCUGAGGACGGUGAUCUGCUGGCUCAGCCUUGGUACUCGGGGAACUGUGACCGCUAUGCUGUUGAGAGUGCCCUGCUCCACUUACAAAAGGUGGGCAGCCACGGACCCCGGGUCUUCUCCGAAACCCCUUUUGCUCACAGGCUGUGGCUGGCCGAGCAGUGGGGAGCAGGAGAGCCAGGAGGGUUCUGGCCCCAUCAUGGGUCAGGGCGGUGGGAGGGCCAUUGGAAGAUGAGGUUGAUGGCUGGGGUCUCCUCCACAGGAUGGGGCCUAUACCGUGCGCCCCAGCUCAGGGCCUCAUGGCUCCCAGCCCUUCACCCUGGCAGUGCUUCUCCGAGGCCGGGUCUUCAACAUUCCCAUCCGGCGGCUGGAUGGCGGACGCCACUAUGCCCUGGGCCGGGAAGGCAGGAACCAUGAGGAGCUCUUCUCCUCCGUGGCGGCCAUGGUCCAGCACUUCAUGUGGCACCCUCUGCCCCUUGUGGACAGACACAGCGGCAGCCGGGAACUCACCUGCCUGCUCUUCCCCACCAAGCCUUGAGGCCACAGCGAAG